UUACAGGUACUUCAACAAAUUAUCACGGUAAGUAAUUCGAACAAAAACUUAAGAACAAUCCAAAUGGCCACCGGAAAACCAUUCCGAGAAGUAGAGCUGCCACAGCAAAAACCUCAAGACGAAGGCGUUCUUUUCCCAGCGGUAUUAUCCCCAAACAAUACCACAUUAGAACUCUCUGCUUUCGAAGAUGCGAUCCGAACUCAUAAGCCAUGGCUGGAGUCUCUUCUCCUCAAAAGUGGUGCUAUUCUCUUCAGAGGUUUCCCAGUUAUAUCUCCUUAUGACUUUAACCGCGUUGUUGAAGCUUUCGGCUUCCCAGAACUGCCUUACGUUGGGGGCGCAGCACCUCGAACCCAAGUCGUUGACAGGGUUUACACGGCUAAUGAAAGCCCUCUCGAUAGGGAAAUUCCUUUCCAUCACGAAAUGGCUUACCUUCCAAAUCCACCCACCAAGUUAUUUUUCUUUUGCGAAGAAGAACCAGAAGCCGAGGGAGAAACUCCAAUAGUUUUGAGUCAUGUCAUAUAUGAAAAGAUGAAAGAGAAACACCCGUAUUUUGUUGCGAAAAUGGAAGAGCAUGGGUUGAGGUAUACAAAAAUAACGGGUGAUGAUGAUGAUCCAUCAUCCUACACUGGUAGUAGUUGGAAGUCAGCAUACAAGACCGAUGACAAAACCAUUGCAGAGGAAAGGGCGGCGAAGCAGGGAAUAAAGCUGGAAUGGAUGGGAAAUGCUGUAAAAAUAAUUUCAAAGCCUCUGCCAGCGAUCAGGUUUGACGAGGAGAGUCGUCGGAAGACAUGGUUCAAUAGUCUAGUGGUUAGUUACUAUGGGCCCGCAACUGAGAAGAUUGGUAAUCCAAAUACAUCGGCAGAGGUGGGUAACGGCGACCCUGUGGAUGAUGACGCUGUGAAAGACCUUUUGAAAAUCAUGAAAGAAGAAUGUGUUGUAAUACCUUGGAAGAAAGGCGAUUUCCUGCUGGUCAAUAAUUUGACAGUUCUUCAUAGCCGGCGGCCACUAAUAAAGCCUCCACGCCGUAUAUUGGCUUCCCUAUGCAAGUGAUUCGAAAAAGAGAGAUAUGUUUUUAUGUAAUAUAUAAUCUUGUAAAAAGUGGAAUAUUAAUGUAUUUUGUUGUGAUAUUUGAUACUCGUUUGAAACUUUGAAGUA
Messenger RNA from Helianthus annuus (common sunflower), 1155 nucleotides. RefSeq names its product clavaminate synthase-like protein At3g21360. Bases 64 to 1050 code for a protein of 328 amino acids. The transcript has 3 exons. NCBI's taxonomy places the organism in Eukaryota, Viridiplantae, Streptophyta, Magnoliopsida, Asterales, Asteraceae. Gene Ontology annotation, molecular function: oxidoreductase activity. The record is from RefSeq and is a predicted model, not a curated record.